Molecule: messenger RNA, 2196 nt
Organism: Corylus avellana
Lineage: Eukaryota; Viridiplantae; Streptophyta; Magnoliopsida; Fagales; Betulaceae
Source: RefSeq, a predicted model, not a curated record
GAAAGCAGCUUACAAAUAUACAUUGUUCACGUGAAAAAGCCCAAGGAAAGAAAAACUAGCAUGGAAAAUUCGGAUGAUAUAGAGAGCUGGUAUGCUUCAUUUUUACCAGAUGAUGAUUUAAACAAUAGCGAAAGAGAGGAGGAAGAAGAGCAAGAGCCACGCAUGGUUUAUUCGUACAGAAAUGUGGUGAGUGGUUUUGCAGCAAGAUUGACAGCUGAGGAAGUGAAAGCCAUGGAGACGAAGGAUGGAUUCAUUUCUGCCCGGCCGGAAAGGAUUCUGCAGCUGCAAACAACUUACACUCCUGAGUUCAUGGGGUUGAAAAAGACGGAUCGGCAGGUCGGAUUCUGGGAAAACUCCAAUUUUGGAAAGGGAAUGAUUAUCGGAAUUUUGGACAGCGGGAUAUUGCCGACUCAUCCUUCGUUUAGCGACCAAGGAAUGCUUCCCCCACCGGUGAGAUGGAAAGGCACGUGUGAUUUCAACGGGACAAAUUGUAACAACAAAAUAAUUGGCGCCAAAGUUUUCCAUGCGGGAAAAAAGGUAACGGCACCUGGACCAUUUGACGAUGAAGGGCACGGGACCCACGUGGCCAGCAUUGCAGCCGGGAAUUUUGUCAACGACGCCAAUUCAUUUGGGAAUGCUAGGGGUACGGCGGCCGGAAUCGCACCUCACGCGCACUUGGCAAUCUACAAAGUAUGCUUCAAUAAUGAGUGUGCCGAGAGUGACCUUAUGGCGGGGUUUGAGUCUGCAAUUGAGGAAGGUGUGGAUGUGAUUUCCAUUUCUGCCGGCGGCGGCUCUCAUACUUACUACCAGGACUAUCUUGCAUUGGGUGCAUUCCAGGCAAUCCAAUACGGAAUUCUUGUGAGCUGUGCCGGAGGGAAUAAUGGCCCCGGUCGUAGUACGGUACAGAACGAGGCCCCAUGGAUUCUCACAGUUGGAGCAAGCACCGUGGACAGAAGCAUAAGGGCUACAGUAAAGCUUGGAAGCGGUGAUGAAUAUGAUGGCGAAUCCCUAUUCCAACCUCAAGAUUUCAAUUCAAACAAAUUGUUGCGUCUUGUUUUUCCACGCGGAGAUGGAUGUAGCCAGAAUACAUUGAAAGACAUGGAUGUGGAAGGAAAGGUAGUGUUCUGUACGCCUGCAGUUGAGAACGAUGCCAAUGCAGUUUUAGAUGCUGGUGGAGCUGCCGCCAUUAUCAUGAAUUCAGAGGUUGAUGGCUACACUCUAGAUCUUAAGCCAACACAUCCCGCACUUCCCACUACAUUGAUCAGCUACGUUGCGGGGUUGAAAAUCAAAGAAUACAUGAAUUCACAAGCAUAUCCAAAAGCAACAAUCUUAUUCAAAGGAACUGUAAUCGGAGAUCCAUCUGCUCCUACAGUUGGCGCCUUUUCUGGCAGAGGCCCAACCAUACAAAGCCCCGGAGUUAUGAAGCCAGACAUUAUCGGACCCGGCGUUAACAUUCUAGGUGCAUGGCCAGUUCGUAUAGAGAGCAACUCGAAUUCGCUAUCAACAUUUAACGUCAUCUCUGGCACCUCAAUGGCAUGCCCCCACCUUAGCGGCAUUGCGGCUUUGCUCAAGAGUUCACAUCCUGACUGGUCGCCCGCUGCCAUCAAGUCAGCAAUCAUGACCACCGCUGACACGCUAAACCUCGGAGAAAAUCCCAUUGUGGAUGAACUUCAUUUGUUUGCUGACGUGUUCACCGCCGGUGCCGGCCAUGUUAACCCGUCAAGAGCAAACGAUCCGGGGCUUGUUUAUGACAUCCGACCCAAUGAUUACAUUCCUUUUUUAUGUGGGUUGAAUUAUCCUGAUCAAAUGAUUAGGAUCAUUCUGCAUUGGCAACGAGAGGAGGAUAUUCGGUGUACAAAUGUGAACAGUAUACCGGCAGCACAGCUGAAUUAUCCUUCGUUUACAGUUACACUGGGGCUUAAUCAUGAUAAUCAGACAUAUACACGGACAGUGACAAAUGUUGGGCCGGCAAACUCAUCGUACACUUUGGAUGUUUUGUCUCCGAAUGGGAUAGGUGGUUUGGAGAUUUCACCGAAAGAGAUCUCAUUCACUGAGGUGAAGCAGAAGGCAAGUUACACGGUGACAUUUAUCCCAUCAAACCACACUGUCAGGCCGAUGGGUUAUGCUCAGGGAUAUCUCCAAUGGGUUUCCGGCCGCUACAACGUUAGAAGUCUAAUAGCUGUCACUUACGUAUGA